This is a messenger RNA of Durio zibethinus, 1452 nucleotides long. RefSeq lists its product as uncharacterized. Gene Ontology annotation, cellular component: membrane; photosystem II. Lineage: Eukaryota; Viridiplantae; Streptophyta; Magnoliopsida; Malvales; Malvaceae. The record is from RefSeq and is a predicted model, not a curated record. Gene Ontology annotation, biological process: photosynthesis.
CGACUGUAGGAAUAUUUUUCUAUUGAUUCUGUUAAAUUGCUUGAUUUACAACCCUUUGAUCUAUUGCUAAAUUCAUCAACCUUCUCGAUGAUGAUCUCGUUUCUACUUGCUAAAAGUCUUUUUCCUCUACUGCAAGAAUGAUGUGAUUAAAAAAUGCCAGCCCACACAAGGAAGGACAGCGAGUGAAUAGGGGAAAUUUGUUUGAUAUGAUUCUUCUAGCCGUUGAAGUAUUAAUGCUUGUUUCCUUUUAGAGAAAACGGCCCAAAGGCCCAUAGAAUGGGCUCAAAAUAAGGCCCAAUAGCUAAGAACCACAAAAGUAGAAGAAAUCAGACUUUCUGAGUCACCUAACCAUGAAAAUUCUCUCCCAAAACCAAUUAGAUAACCUUAUCCAUCAAUUCCAACUUGAGAAGCUGCCACGUAGGACAGAAUAGAGAUGACUAGGCCACCUGAUAUCUCAAAUUUUCACCUCUCAUUAUUCCCUCCCUCGACUCCCCUUCUCUCAAAAACACAUUGCAUGCAGCACCCACUAUCUUUAUUUCAUAGUAAAAAUUCACAAAAGAGAAGGUAUUGGUUUUUAGACCCUAGAUUGAAGAGAGAAAGAAAAACCAAUGGCUUCCACUUCGGCUGUUUCAAUGGCUCUGCCAUUAACUCAUGCCAGCCAAAAGAGGAUGCCGAGCUCUGAGGCAUUCUUUAAGCCACUGCCAGUCAAGCCAUCAUGGGCAGUUGCAACUACAAGACCUAAUGGAAGGCUUGAAGUCAAGGCUUCAUCUUCACUCAAGGAGAAGGCAGUCACUGGAUUGACAGCAGCUGCACUGACAACAUCCAUGGUAAUCCCUGAGGUGGCUCAAGCUGCUGAUGGCGUUACCCCAUCUCUCAAGAACUUCUUGCUUAGCAUUGUGGCCGGUGGUGUUGUUCUUGCUGCCUUAGCUGGGGCCGUGAUUGGUGUGGCCAACUUCGACCCUGUCAAGCGAAGCUGAGCCGUUUAUUUCUGAGUCACUGUUAAUUUUCAUUUUAUUUUAUUUUUUUAAAACUUUUUAUGUAUCUUUUUGAUGUUUCCAGUAAUAAACUCUCUAUUCUGUGUUGGCUGAGACCUUGUGAAUUCUCAAAGUUUUAUUUUAUUUAAGCAACAUCAGAGCAAUUAAAUCCAUCCUGUUCUUCUCAGUUCUUGUUAGGCAGUAAAUACUUGCAUUUCCAGUUAUCCCUUCAGAAACUUAACAAACCUAAGGACGAAUUGCUGUUGCACAAACUCUUGUAGAUCCAUCAUGAAUACGAUUGAUCUAAAUAAAAGAGUAAUCAACCACCAUGUAGGCAUAGCAAAUGCAGGCAAUUUUAGUUUCUUGGAAGUUUUCAUCACCAUUCAUGAGUAGUAUCGAAGCUAUUAAGGUGGAGCCCCGUUUGAAACCUAUGUGGAAAGAUUUUGAAAGCCAUGGUAGGAGAAGGGAGCCAAUGAUA